AGUAUCGCAGACGACGCUGUUCUGUUCACACGCCACGGCAAACGUUGCUGCUGCGCCGCUGCGUUCCGGGCUGUUACAGUUACAAUACGUAUCAAAGUAUCGACGUCAAAGCGCGGCGUGUGCGUGUGAUAAUACAAAUUGUAUACAUACAUAUAUACACAGAUAUAUUUUGUAAAAAAAUAUAUAGAGAAUAUAAAAAUUUCAUAUUUUGGCACGCGUGGCAAUCGAAUAAUAAAACCAAUAGCAACAAAUUGGAGUUAAACAAAUAAAUAGGCACAAGUCCGCGCCGCGUCUUGCUGUCUAUGCGUGCGUGCGUGUGUGUGUGUGUGUGUGGGAGCGUGCGUGCGUACGUCUGUGUGUGUGUGUAUGUACGUGUACGUCGCGCCUUGUUUCUGUGUAGUAGUGCGAGCAAAAAGCGCUGAUUAAAAGCUUAAAUUGGCUUAAACAAAGCGUACAAUCAACAAGAAAUAAACAACAAGCUGAACCAUCAACAAGCAACAACAACAACAACACCAAAUAAUAAAUAAAAAUAUACAAAAAACAAAACCGGCGCAAAGACGCUUCAACAACCAAAAAACAACAGCAACUACAACAAAUAAUAAAUAAAAAUACAAUUAUUUUGCUGAUAUUGCAAGCAGCUCAGCAGAAAGAUUUUAUUUAGUGUAUAUAUCGAAACGUUAAUUGCUAUUGAUCGGACGUAAAACCACAAAAGCUCCAAUGAAAUGUAGACCGGCGGGACCAAAUAAAUCGCAAAAAUUUCUGCAACCGCGAAUGUCACUCCUAGGGAAGCCGCUGAACUACAAUCGCGGCACACAUCGCCGCGAUGCGCGCUACCGGCGGAUGCAAAGUCGCCUCUACAAUUUUCUGGAGAGACCGCGCGGCCUGCAUGCCAUAUUCUAUCAUGUGAUGGUAUUUCUGAUGGUGUUUACAUGUCUCGCAUUGAGCGUGUUUUCCACCAUCAAGGAAUAUGAGGAGGAUGCUGUAUAUAUAUUAUUUCGCAUGGAGAUCAUAGUUGUCAUCUGGUUUACCAUGGAGUUUGGAGCGCGACUUUGGUCGUCCGGCUGCCGAUCGCGCUAUCAGGGCACGCUGGGACGCCUUAAGUUUAUAAAGCAACCAUUUUGUAUUAUAGAUAUUAUCACCAUUUUAGCCUCAAUUGUAGUAUUAGGCAUGGGCACCUCUGGCCAGGUGUUUGCGACGAGCGCCUUGCGUGGUUUACGAUUCUUUCAGAUACUGCGCAUGGUGCGCAUGGAUCGACGCGGUGGCACCUGGAAGCUGCUCGGUUCGGUUGUAUACGCACAUAGACAGGAGCUCAUCACAACCAUGUAUAUUGGAUUUUUAGGUCUUAUUUUUGCAUCAUUCCUAGUUUAUAUGUGGGAGAAGGACGUCAAUGAAAAGUUUAGCAAUUUCGCCCAGGCGCUGUGGUGGGGCGUGAUAACGUUGUGCACCGUUGGCUAUGGCGAUAUGGUGCCCAUCACUUGGCAGGGCAAAUUGAUUGCCUCGUGCUGUGCCCUACUGGGCAUCUCGUUCUUUGCGCUACCUGCGGGCAUUUUGGGUAGCGGCUUUGCGUUGAAGGUGCAGCAGCAGCAGCGCCAGAAGCACAUGAUACGGCGUCGCCAGCCGGCGGCGACGCUCAUUCAGGCCGUUUGGCGCUGCUAUGCGGCCGAUGAGCAUUCCGUAUCCGUGGCCACCUGGAAGAUACAUCAGGUGGCGCUGCCAAGUCCGCCCGCAUCUUCUGAAAACUGGGAGCGAUUAUUAAAAAACAUAACCGAAUAUAGACGGGCCUCAUCCAGCUUUAAGCACAAUACAUCCUUUGUCGCCCGCUUGCCGACAAUAAGGCGGCACAAGAGCCAGACCAUACAGGCACCCGGUCCGGAUGGUUCCAGUCUGUCCAAGCCGCCCGGCUCCUCGCGUGCCUCUACCAGGUACACGCGCACCAUACGCGAUAUCAACGCAUCUGUGGAGAAUCUCGAGGUAGUACAAAAUGGCAAAUCCAUGAAUCCAAGUUUUAGCGAAGAUUCAGUUGCUGAAACAACUUGCUUAAAAAAUAUAAAAAAUUCAGACGCCAAGACCACGACCACGACCACGCCCACGCCCACGCCCAAGCCCGCACAGCUGGAAAAUUGCAUACGCAGCGCCAGUCUGGGCAAUCUAGAGUCCAGCGCGGAGCCAUCCAAGGCCGUUGCGGCCAGCUCCAAUAUGCUAACCAUACCCGUUGUCCUUUGCGGCUUUCUGCACGGCGAUUUCUUUGGCUCCACAUUUUCGUUGCGCAAUCCGCGCAUCACGCCCACACAGGACCUGGAGGCGGGCCACAUGAGCGCCGAGCCGUCGAAAACCAGCUUGAACGACACUCAGCAUGCCAACAAUCCGGCCAGUGCCAGCCCCAGCACAAGUCGCGGUCGUACGGGUCGUUUCUUUGCGGCCGCAUCGCAUAUUCUGGCGCCGGGCAGCGAGCGGGCAUUCAAUGUGGCAACAAGCAACCAAAACCUAACGCACAAGUCAAUCUCUCUGAUUCAUAAAUUGCCCCCAGAUGAGGAUGAGGAGCCGCGCUGCACGCAGCUAACAAAUCGGCACAAGAUCGCCAUACGAUUCAUACGCAAGCUCAAGUAUUUUGUGGCGCGGCGCAAGUUUAAGGAAGCCUUGAAACCGUACGACGUCAAGGACGUUAUGGAACAGUAUGCGGCGGGUCAUGUGGAUCUAUUGGGUCGCGUCAAAAUGCUGCAUUUGCGUCUGGAUCAGAUCCUGGGCAAACAAGGCUCCAAGGCCAAGGAUGUCUAUGCUUCAAAAAUCAGCUUAGCCUCGCGUGUGGUCAAAGUCGAGCGACAGGUCGUGGACAUUGAGGAGAAACUCGAUAUAUUGAUCAAGGCCUAUAUGGAGGAUCGUGAUAGAUUCUUAGCGCUUCCGUUGCCAGCCAAUCCCAAACCCAAAAUACAUUCCAUUAGCCCUAGUCACAGUCACAGCUUGUCACAUCACACACACAAUCAGAACAUGAUCGAUGUAUGGAAGCGAACGGCAACGCUGAGCGUACAUCCCGAGCUGGUGACGACGCCGACUGGCAGUUCGGAUGCCUCCGCUCUCGAUCAUCUCGAUGGCAAUGAGACGGCGCUCACCUCCACACAGACGCUGACAACCACUACAGAUGCAAUUGCCACACAAACACCCAUGCCGCAUACACAGCAUACAGCGACCAAUACAAAGUCUUCCGUGCUUAACUCAUAUCAGCUACCGCCUGAGCAGCAACAGCACAAUGAUGUAUUUAUGACUGAUUUAGAGAAUAGAACUAAAAAACGCGUUACUUUAAGCCUGCAUAGAUCCACAUCGGAGCCAUAUAGCAAACACGAGCAGCGCAUCAAUAUGCCAGAUGAGGGCGCACAAUCUUUGGAUUCCAGUGCGAAGCCAACGCCGCCAGAUAGUUCAAUUAUACUCAUUGAUGAGUAUGAGGACUUCGAGGAGGAGGAUCUAAAUUGUGAGGGCGAAAUGGAACAUUUUCCAUCGUGGGAAAUCGAUAGCGACAUUGGCGCCGAUGUCGAUGUCGAUGCGGAUGGUGACUGUGAUGAGUCCACUGAGGACACGGCGCUCCUACAGUGCGCCACGCGCACCGCCAUUGUUAUAACACCCAUUAGCCCAGUAAGCUCAGCACUUAAUCUACAAAGUUUAAAUGACCAAACUACAACGCUUAAUAAAUCAAAUUUGCUUCCGCCAGAUUCUGGCUAGUUAAAAAUGCAAUUGAAAUUAGUCGAUAUGUAAUAUCUAUAUAUAUAUACCCUAUAUAUAUAUAUAUAUAAUAAAUGCUUAUUGUUAAGAUCGUCUGCUGCUCCAAAGGGCAGCGGCGCUGUACCAACUUCUAGAGUAUCAUAACAGGAAUCAAAAGAAAAAGAAAAAAAACCAAAACCAAAAAAAAAAAAAAAAAACAUUUACAUUCACACACAAAUUUAAUUUUAUUUUAUUUAUUCGAUAAAGAAGAACAAAGUUGUAAUGACCAAAACUGCAAAACGCUUUAAUAAAUCAAAUUUGCUGCCGUAAAUGUACAUACAUAAUAUGAUAUAUAUAUAAAUAUAACAAGACUCGCAGAUACCCUGUAAAAUGACAUUUUAGCCACACAUCAGUUUCUUGUUUGUUUUUUUUUUCUUAAUUAGUUUUUAAAAGUUUGUAGAAUUUAUUAUGAGCUUGAGCUGUGUAGGGUAUAGAAAAGCGUCUGCAUACCAAAACAUUUUCAAUAAACUCUAGCUUACUGCGAUAAAAGUGUUCAAAAUGAGAUGAGAGAUGCAAGCGAAAAAGAAGAAUAAGAGAAAUUUAGAUAUACCUAUAUCUGAGAGACCCAAUGAAAAACCGAAAGAAUGCCUGAACAUGGUAUGAAAUAAGAAGUGAAGAAAUCAGGCAUGUAAAUAAUAGUGGAAAGUAGCGACAGAUCGUGAAUGAAAUGCGUGCGAAUGAAUGAGAAAAGAGAAGCGUGAUUGAAGAAUCGAAAAUACAAAGCUAGUUAUCUAAUAUUACAAUAUUGCAUACACGUGCAUGUGUAUGUGUCCAUUUUACUGACAUAAUUUGUGUUCAAAAUUAAGAAACGACACAACUUAAAUCAAUUGAUAAAUCAAAAGUUUAACAACUGCUUUAGCGAAUAAUAAUAACAAAAGAAUAAAGAAAGAAAAAAAAAAAAACAAAGCAA
This is a messenger RNA of Drosophila mojavensis, 4660 nucleotides long. RefSeq names its product potassium voltage-gated channel subfamily KQT member 1 (gene KCNQ). Gene Ontology annotation, cellular component: membrane. The transcript is spliced from 21 exons. Gene Ontology annotation, biological process: transmembrane transport; potassium ion transport. Gene Ontology annotation, molecular function: voltage-gated potassium channel activity. Bases 718 to 3711 code for a protein of 997 amino acids. Lineage: Eukaryota; Metazoa; Arthropoda; Insecta; Diptera; Drosophilidae. The record is from RefSeq and is a predicted model, not a curated record.